Lecanosticta acicola is the source of this 735-nucleotide messenger RNA. NCBI's taxonomy places the organism in Eukaryota, Fungi, Ascomycota, Dothideomycetes, Mycosphaerellales, Mycosphaerellaceae. The record is from the annotation of a GenBank genome assembly.
AUGCCUACCAUUGCGAUCACUGGAGCUGCCCGUGGCAUUGGCGCUGCAUUCCUCGCGGCCUACCAGAAAGACCCCGGAAACACCAUCCUGGCAAUCGAUCGCGAACACAUUGAUGAACCUCCAACGGCCCAGCCCAACGUCAGAACAUAUCAGGUGGACGUCGGCUCUCAGAGCUCCAUCAACGCCUUCGCUGCCUCCCUGGGAGAUGACGACCCCGUCGACCUCUUGAUUCAUUCGGCAGGGAUCCGUGGCCUGGUGCCGUCGAUAGAAGAGACCGGCCCCGGCGACGUGGCAGCCUGCGAGACCAUGCACGUCAUGGACCUCGAGACCUUGACCCGAACCUUUCAAAUCAACGCCGCGGGAACUUUCAUGCUAUUGCGUUCCCUAUUGCCAAACCUCCAGACGGCCGAGGGCAAGGUCGUCGUGAUGUCCUCGCGCAUGGGAAGUAUUGGCAACAAUGAGCAUCCCAAUAAGGACGCUGGCUCUGCCUUUGCAUAUCGCGCCAGUAAAGCUGCUCUGAAUACGAUUGUAAGGUCAUUUGCUGCAGAUGUUCAGGAUGUUUGCUUCGUAUUGUGCCACCCGGGGAGAGUGGAGACAAGCCUCGUGAGGUGCAAAGAGGAGGGUGCAAUUCCGGCGGGGGAGAGCGUCAAAGGUCUUCUGCCUUUGAUUGAGCGAUGGGGCCAAGACGACAGCGGAAAGUUUUACGAUAGAUUUGGAAAGGCGAUCCAGUGGUGA